Polyodon spathula (Mississippi paddlefish) is the source of this 2543-nucleotide messenger RNA. Its product is annotated as alpha-1,6-mannosylglycoprotein 6-beta-N-acetylglucosaminyltransferase B-like. Bases 137 to 2365 code for a protein of 742 amino acids. Gene Ontology annotation, cellular component: Golgi apparatus. Gene Ontology annotation, biological process: protein N-linked glycosylation. Gene Ontology annotation, molecular function: alpha-1,6-mannosylglycoprotein 6-beta-N-acetylglucosaminyltransferase activity. The transcript has 18 exons. Lineage: Eukaryota; Metazoa; Chordata; Actinopteri; Acipenseriformes; Polyodontidae. The record is from RefSeq and is a predicted model, not a curated record.
AGAGCCACGGGGACAAGCCUUUGCAAAGUUUUCCAGCUUGUGUCAGCAUUCUAGGAAUAAACUGUGGACUGCAGGACUGGAGAUGGAAACUCUGAGCUGUGUGUGAGGGGAGCGUUUUCGACACACAAGGCAGAGGAUGGUCAUUUCAUUCCGAACCAGGAGGGUGUGCCUGGUGCUGUGUGUGCUCCUGUCUGCACUGACUCUGGUGUUACAGAACCUGUGGAUUCCGGAAGGUUCCGAAGAGCAGUUUCCAGGGAAACCCGGAGCUUCCGAGGCUCUUCCCCAGCACGGUGUGAGGAAGCUGGCUCUUCGACUGGAGACUCUCUCUUCCCAGAUCCAGGCCCUCAAGAGAGACAACAUUCCUGGCAGACUGGACAGCCUGGCUGAGACUCUCCAGCUACUCCAGAAGGACCAUGAGAGCUCCAUGCACAGUGUGCAGAAGGACCUGGUGAUGGUGUGGGAGAAGCUGGAUACCCUGUUAAAGAAGAGCCUAGCGGGGGGAGACACACCCACCAGCACCCCAUUCACAGGCAUGCUGGACAGUGAGGUUUGCAAGAUCCCAAACGAUCCAGCCUUCCCUCUCUGUGCAGGGAAAGUCGAGUUCCUGCGAGCUCGCUGGCGCUCGGACCCCUGCUACGCUCAUUAUGGAGUGGAUGGUGGAGCCUGCUCUAUCCUAGCCUACCUGAGCAACAGAGAGGACUUCUGUCCCAGCCUGCCAGGCAGAAACAUCAGCCAGAGACCAGACAAGACACGUCCCAAGGAGGGCAAGGAAGAGGCAGUGAUAAGGUCAGACCUAACCCCUCUCUUGGAGCUCAUUGGCAGUGGCCGGGGUCCUGCAGUGAGGUUCAUGCGGUCGCGGAUUGAGAGACUGGCAGGGAGAUGGGCACAGGCUGGAGUGAGAAUCCGUGACAAACUGCACCACAAACCACAGGCACAGCUAAAGGUGCUGCUGCACCCAGGAGUGCUGGCAGGGGGCGCUGGCGAGCGAUUUGGGGAGCUGUCGGAGAGGGGUGGUCCGUUGGGGGAGCUGGUGCAGUGGUCAGACGUGGCCACGGCUCUCUUCAUCCUGGGACAUAAAGUGACCUUCUCAACCACACUGCCAGAGCUGCACAGAGUGAUUGGGGCUCCUCCAGGGAAGGGAAGCUGUCCCAUCCAAGUGCCGCUGCCCUUUGACCUGCUCUACACAGACUACCACGGCCUAGCUCAGCUGCAGGCUUGCAUGGGCCUCUCCUUCAACCAGUACAGGUGUCGGUUCCGGGUUCUAGACUCCUUUGGCACAGAACCAGCCUUCAACCAGGGGGAAUACUCCCAACUCCAUGGUUACAGCACAGCCUGGGGUAGCUGGGAGCUACAGCCUCGGCAGUACAUGACCAUGUUCCCCCACACCCCUGACAACUCCUUCAUGGGCUUCGUCUCUGAAGAGCUAGGCCUGGGCUUGGAGGAGGAGGUACAGGAGCGCAAGGAACCCAACAUGGCUGUUGUCUACGGGAAACAGGACUACAUGUGGCAAGGAAAGGAGAGCUACCUGGAAGCAAUCAGCCAGGUGAUGAAGAUCCAUGGGACAGUGUACCAAGAGACAGACAGCCCUCCUCGCAUCCCUGGCUAUGUGUUGAACCAUGGACUGUUGUCCCAGGAUCAGCUACUGGAGUUGCUUAAGAGAGCCAAGCUGUUUAUAGGACUGGGGUUCCCCUAUGAGGGCCCUGCCCCUCUGGAGGCCAUUGCGUUGGGUUGUGUGUUUCUGCAGCCCCGAUUCGACCCCGCGCACACACCCCAGAACAGCAACUUUUACCGGGGGAAACCCACCACGAGACAGGUUCGCUCCCAGCAUCCCUAUGCUGAAGACUUCAUAGGUAAACCUUAUGUGUGGACUGUUGACAUGAGCAACUCCACUGAAGUCCAGGAAGCUGUGAGAACAAUCCUGCGCAGCCAGCUGAGACCCUUCACUCCCUAUGAAUUCACCAGAGAAGGAAUGCUUGAGAGAGUCUUUGCCUACAUUUCUCAUCAGGAUUUCUGCAGCCGCUCUCCCAAGCCCUGGCCCCCUGAGAACACCCUGCUAGCCAGGCUGGGCUCUCUCGGGGAGUCCUGCACUGCGGUGUGUCUCCAGGCUGCUCUGGUCUGCGAGCCAGCCCACUUCCGGCUCCUCAACAAGCCUGAUGCCUUCUCCAGCCUAGGCUUGAACUGCAGCAGCACCUCUGUGGAGGUGAACCAUUUGCUUCCAGCUUACAAUGAAAGGGCCCAGCAGUGCUCCCUGCAGAGAGAAGGGCUGCUCUUUAGCUGUGCCGGAUCAGAUAACUCCCACAAGAGACUCUGCCCCUGCCGGAGGUAUCAGCCAGGGCAAGUGGCGCUUUGUGAGGGCUGUCUUUAACAGAAUGAACUGAAUACCCCAUAUGGACUUGCUGGGUCCCAGAUAAGACCCCUAAUACUGAUAUCACCCUUAUUCUGUAUUGCUGACUUUUAAGAGCUAUGCUGUACAAUACAAUAUGGUACAAUAAAACAAACAGGUCUACAGUUCAUUUCAUGUCAUGCAUCCCAAUGCAAUAACG